Molecule: messenger RNA, 1071 nt
Organism: Tetrahymena thermophila SB210
Lineage: Eukaryota; Ciliophora; Oligohymenophorea; Hymenostomatida; Tetrahymenidae
Exons: 3
Source: RefSeq, a predicted model, not a curated record
GAAUAAAAAUUUAUAAAAAGAUUUAGCUUAAAAUAAAAAUAUUAAUAUGCAAAUAUCUACUGAUAUGAAUUUAUAAAAUGAAAUCUUAGUUGUUUAAUAUUAAGAAGAUAGUUUAUAUUACUUUGAUUUAUAAAAAUAGUUUACAACAAUAGAUGAAGCAUAUAAAUUUAUAGAAAAUACUAAUUUAAAUGAAGAAAAUUUCUAAAAUUUUAGGGUAGCCAUAAAAUCAAACGAAUAUCAUGUAGAUUUUAUCAAUGAAAUAUAAAACUCAUGGCAAAAUUAAAUCGAAGCUAAGAAAAAAGAUAAAUACUUUUAAUAGGAAGAAGAAGAAGAAAAGUAUGUCUUCAAUUUACACUUUUAAAGCUUAACCUUAUAGAUGAUCCAAAAUUUAGAAUCCUUUUUGAUAAAAAUUACAGAAAAUGUAAAUUUUAUUGAGUGUCUUUAUAAUCCAACCAAAAUAAUAAUAAAUAAUUUAAAAUAAAUUAAAAUGUAAGAAUUCUUUUUAAUAUUUAACUAUAUAAAUAGUAUAGCAAACUCGAUUGCAUAUUCUAAAUAAAUAAAAAUAAUUUAAAAUCUGUUUGAUAAGUGUCCAUCUACAAUUAAUGUUGAUAAUUUGAAUAUAGAAACCUCACUUAUAUCAACACUUAGUAGAUAACUUUAAACAUUAAUUUUGAUGAUAGUGAUGCAGAAUAACAGCUUUUUGAGUUUAAAGUAAAACUCUAGCUUUGUUUUCCUGAAAAAUUCUUAAAACUUUAUGUGAAAAAAAGUUAAGUAUUGGAGGAGCACUUUUUACAAUAUGAGUUUUUUAACAAAUCCUUAAUAUUUUUAGAUUAAAAUAGAAAGAAAUUAUUGGCAUCUUUUCUUCCUAACUAUGUUGAUUACAGUUUUUAUUUAGUUUUAUCUUAGGCGCGCAUUUCUGAAUAAGUUAUAGACCGAAUUUUAUCAGAAGAUUAACUAAAAUUGUAUCUAGCAUUAUUUAAUAAACUUUGUCUUUAAAAUAUACUUUAGAACAGUUUUUAUGUAAUAAUGUACGAUCUCUAUCUUGAUAUAUGAUUAAAUUUUAACCUAAUA